AUCAUAAAUUGGAUAAACAUCUUACAACCUACAGAUCAAUGUUACAUGGUCCCGGCAACAAUGAACGUUUCUUGGAAAACCACUCACAAAAAAAUAAUCGCGGUGUCGUUCGGAGCAUCGAUCGCGGGAAAACGCCAACCCAGAAAACAUAUGAUCAUAUCUCGACAAAUGUGCGAUCUGACCAAUUUUCCUCUACAUAUUCUCCCUCGAAAUCAGAACCAGAAAGUGAUGCCAAGGGAAGAGCGUUGGGAUCAUGGCAAUUGUUCAGAGAUGAACACGUGGACACAUCUAAAUCAAGUGAACCCCAAAACACCAGUUCGGACUCUUACGAUAGAAGUCGAAGGAGGACAAACAAAGUACCCUUGCCGAAAUUGCAGGAUGUGCCAUGUCAAUUUUUUGAUCAAUUGAAGGAUGAACUUCACGACUUUACAGAAAAGGAUAUGUGGCGUCUGAAUGUCGAUCUUAGAGAAACUUUUGCUAAACUCUUCGGAAUCCAUACAAUUUUUCCUUUAUAUUUGGACAGUUCUGAAUUUGUAAUGUGGUUCUUGGAUGAAAAUGGAUGUUUGUUUAUGUGGAAUAAAAUGGAGUGUAGUAUAAUAUACAUGGGAUCCAACUUGGAAGAAGGAAUUACGAACUAUCUCAUCCAUCCGGAUAGGAUGUGUUACAUCAUCGAAGACACUUUUGAGCGUGUACCUGUAAAUGAAUCUGAACGUCAACUAAAUGAAGAAUUUAAAAACCACAUGGAGGAGGAGCUUAUGAAGAAGCUUUCGGAAGCUGAGGCUAAUCUUCUUUAUUGCAAAAUAAAAUGUCAAUCACAAUGUCAAACGCAUCGAGAUAAACACUGUUUCGAAGAUGUAUAUUCCUCAUACGGAGACCAUCACCAUAUAAGGACACAGGAUAAACGUCGCACAGAAUGCGAUUCUAAAGACCCAGCUAAAUUCCGUUCGUUGAGUGGAGAGAAAUGGAGAUGCUCUGAACAAAGGUUUAAGAAUCUAUUAAGAAGAGGCGUUAAAAGAGUGAAAGUUCUAACUGAGGAAGAGGUAGGUAUGAUUGAGCAAUAG
Molecule: messenger RNA, 1061 nt
Organism: Ambispora gerdemannii
Lineage: Eukaryota; Fungi; Glomeromycota; Glomeromycetes; Archaeosporales; Ambisporaceae
Source: the annotation of a GenBank genome assembly